GGAGGCACUACAUUUCUCCACAACAUACACGCUUCAUCUCAACCUGUUACUGCCAACACGCUAUUGUUCAACAUGACAUACACACACUUACUCAAACCAGUGCUUUCCUUUCUGCUAAAAACCGCUUAAAAAUCGUUUCUUAAAAAAAAUCUUGUCGUUCUGUUACUUGAUCGCAGCAUGUGGAACAGGACGGACGACGACGUAUAUCGGUGUUACAACAGGAGCUCUGAAGAGAUGAUGAGUCGGGCAGAUUUGGCGGAUGAAAGCGGAACCAACGGGAAAGAUGUCGUACAUCGUCGCAGUGUCUUUUUGAAAACGGUGUUUUAGACUUAACAGAGAAGACAUGUUUCUUAUUAAACGGGAGACCUCCAUCAAACCUAUGUAAUUCCUCUGCACGUCGAUUAAUAAACGGUAUCCUCCCUGCUGUGUGUGAAGGAAGCACUCAAAGAAGCAAUGCUCUUCUUCACUAGUUUGCUGAUGGGGUUGAGACUGUGACCUUUACCGAUAUGGUUUGCAGCGAGCAGAGUUCUGGCACAUCAGUGCCCAAAAAGGAGACCCAGAGCCGCAAGAAGAGGAAAUCCCGUCCUCAGGGUCUGCCCUCUCCAGCCCUGUGUUGUGCAUGUGGAUUGUGCAUUAUGUUGGCAGGCAUCAACAUCACUUUGGUGGGUGCUUUCGCCUUUAGCACACUUGUGCCCUCCAGCAAUCCUCCAAUCAUCAUUGGACCUAUACUUCUACUGGUGGCGUUCUCCUUCUUCGGAGCCUGUUGCAUCUGCAGUCGGUUGCCUCCUCCUCAAAGCUCUCGCCGGUCCAAGGGAGGUGGUGGUUUGGGCUUCAUGGGUCGAGGAGCAGGUGGGUUGGGUGGAGGUGCAGCAUUUGAGAUUGAAACCAGUGAGCAUACGAUGCAGGACACCACAGCGGUGCAGCUCAGCCCCACCAACUCACCCUGCUCCUCUCACGCCUCCAGUCCAGAGAGCGAGGCUCUGGCCAAUGCCACCAAUGCGACCGUUCCUGCCCCAGAGUACGUCCCACCACGAGCCUGCAAGCUCUUCACUAUGGAGUCCAAUGGACCCAAUUCAGCUUUGGCAGCCUUUUCGGCUUCUACAGGGGGCGGAGGGGCGGUCCGACUCACUUUGCCCUCAGACUGUGCCGCCACUUAAGGCUGUCGGUUUAGGUUGCUCUGUGGAGAAAGGCCUGGUAUAACAUUGUGUAAAUAGGUUUGCAGAAGGGAAGACAGUGCUUUGCAUGGAGUUCCAUUUGAUUGUCACAGCUGGCAUAUGCCAUGAGGUGCAAUAACAGAAAAACGUUCCUGUGAGGGCUGUGCCACGUGUGUCUAAUAAAAACGACAGCAUAUGAAGAGCUUUUAUUCUCUUAUGCUCCCAUACCCGAAGAGAGAGAUAGAGAGCCUUGAAAGCUGAAUUACUGUGGUGUGUUUCACAUAUUCAUACUGUGCCACUGUUACUCAGAGCGUUCACAGUUACUGCGCUCAAAACAGACAGAAUCAGCUGUUGUGUAAAGAGCCGAAGAAACAGAACCAGUGAAUCAGCAGAGAAAAACACAGAGGAUUGUUAUAUGUCAGUUCACAGACCGAAAAACACACUGUAGGAUGUUAACAGUGUUUUUCAAAUCUGAAUUCAAAAAUGGCUGAACUGCCAAUAGCCAUGAUGGAGAUGUUGUAUAUUUUCUCUUAAACAUGUCAGUGUUUUAAAUCAGUUCAAUGCUAAAAAUACAUUUGGCUGUGAGUGUUCCCUUUUUGAUGACUUUCCAUGACCAAGUGCUUUGGAUUUGGUGUUUUUCGGAUGCGCAAAUAAGCCGUGACACUGUGUAAAACAUUUUCUAUUAAAUCAUGACUCUUGAAAAUUAGGUUACUUAGUGGUACCGAUGAAGUGCGGAAUAAAAACAACUCAGUUUCCAUAUGGAAAAAUGCAUUAGGGUAAGAUUUGCGAUAACACAGAUUUGUCAACAAAUAUGCAAUUAAGAAGAGCCAGUUAUUGUAUUGAGCUGUACUCGUACUAAUGUUUCAUUUUAUUUGUUGUUGAGAGUUGUGACAUUAUUUAAUGAACCAACAGGCUAUUUAUCUGUAAAAGAAAUAGCCGCAAACAUUUAGUUUACACUGUGGUUUAUAGUGCUGCCAAGUAAACCGUUAUCUCUCUUUUCCUUGUAAUUGCCUAAGGCUGUUUUCUCCCCCAUGUAUCUUUCCGUCUUAUGUUUAAUAUUAAAAUAAGAAUGCAUAUUUCCAACUGCUCACUGUAUUUUUCCCCAAACUGUCACUCUGUCUCUCUAUUUUACUUCUUUUCCCUCUUGUUUUCCUUUGCCCUUUGAAAUGAAGAGCUCAAACAUGCCCUCCAUCACUGACCUACGCUGAUGGUUCAAGCCAAACAGUAAAACAAUUUCCGUCAUGUUGAUUCUAUCAGAGAGGUCUCCUCAAAUCAGCUUUCUUUGACUCUGUGGCAGAAUCACCAGCACACUCAUAAAAAAAGCAAAGGACAUCGUCUAAUUAGCUUAAACCUUUGCGACAAUACAGAUGAUCAAAAUAAAGCUCGUAAAAGUAGCUAAAUUAAAGGGAUAAUUUAGGGCAAGUUUCCCCUCUUUUAUCAUUUUCAUCACCUCAAAACAGCAGAAAGGGCUGAUUUAUCCUAUGAUAUAAUUCUGUACAUUGUUUUCUUUCAUUUUUUGAGUGCCAAUGCAUCUGUCUUCUGUCAUUGUAGUGAUUACAUUUUUAAUGUGCACCUUUAUCUGUGUAAUGUAUUGGAGUAUAUUUAUUAUAAAUGAAAUGUGCAUAUGGGUCAGUAUUUGGUAAAGCGCAACAAGAACUGCACACUUACAAACAGCGCACUGUUGCCACAGAAAAAAAAACAAUAUUUCAGUGUUUUUUAAAACAUUUCAAGAGCAACAUUAAAUGGUCCGCCUGUUUGUUUCGAGAGUGCGAACUAUCCAGGUGAGAAAUAUCGGGAAAGGAGAUGUUGGACAGUGGACCCUGGACACAAUGUUUACUGUUUAGGUCCCACCUGUUUUUGUUUGCUGCUAUUUGCCAUCUAUAUACAUCUGCUGUACCAGUCUGAAUGAAUUGAAUGCUGCCUUAAUGACUGUGAUCUCAGGAUCGAACCUGUGAGGGCUACUCAAAUAUCCACUGAGAACAUUUGGUCAUGUGUAAUUAUUGUACAUUCAGAGAUAUUGUGUUGUUUUCAUUUUUUCUUGGCGUUCUUUCAAAGGUAUUUAAGUGGUAUUUGAAUGGAGAGAGGUGCAAUGAGUUGAGGUUUAGAUUACUAUUUUCUUGGCAAUAAGCCAUGUUGAGUAAAAUGACGUAUGAAUGGGGAGUUGUUAUUAGUA
Xyrauchen texanus (razorback sucker) is the source of this 3327-nucleotide messenger RNA. It is a transcript of the gene tmem275a, whose product is annotated as transmembrane protein 275a. The transcript is spliced from 2 exons. The record is from RefSeq and is a predicted model, not a curated record. Lineage: Eukaryota; Metazoa; Chordata; Actinopteri; Cypriniformes; Catostomidae. The coding region runs from base 507 to 1157 and encodes 216 amino acids.